Molecule: messenger RNA, 483 nt
Organism: Thermochaetoides thermophila DSM 1495
Lineage: Eukaryota; Fungi; Ascomycota; Sordariomycetes; Sordariales; Chaetomiaceae
Exons: 3
Coding region: 1-483 (160 amino acids)
Source: RefSeq, a predicted model, not a curated record
AUGCCCAUCCGCGGUCCCGUCCCCGUCAAACUCUACAAACUAGAUAAGGCCGAGACCCUCCGAAUCGGCCCCCUCACGAUCCGGGUUUAUGAAGAUGGCUCGCUGACAGAAAAUCGUGUCAGCUCCAUCUUAAUUGAGAUACCGGCUGGCCAGAGCGGGCCUCCAAUGCAUUGGCACCGGUUUCAUGAUGAGUUAUUUUUCGUGACGAAGGGCCGUGUCGCCUUCAUCACGCCCACCAACGAAGUUGUCGCCUCGGCGGGAGACUUGAUGACGAUCCCUCCUGGUGCGAUUCACACGUUUAAGAAUGCCAGCUCUACGGAGGAUGCUGAGUGCUACAUGACUGCGACGCCGGGGCAGUAUGUUGAUUACUUCCGUAUGUUGGCCAAGGUCACUCAGGCGGGAAAGCCGCUUACUAUGAACGAUGUGCGGCAUAUGAUGGCGCUGUUUGGGACGUUCCCACCGGACGUCGAUUCGGAGCCUUGA